CCUUCCACCUGGUUUAAGGGCCACAGAGGUACCUUAAAUAGAAAUAGCUGACUCAUUAACCCUUUCAGUCUUGCUGGACAGAUUUGCCACCCCCCCCCCCCUUCGGGAUCAAUUUCCUUGGGGCCUUAGGAGACUUCUGAGUAUGUGUGUGAGGGGAGUGUCCUUCCUCCUUGCUUCUCUCCAGUUAGGCAGUUAUUGCCAACAGCUGGGUGUGAGGGGAGCAAGAGAGAGGGGGCUUUUCACUAUUCCCACCUCACUUAAGUGGAUCUGGAAAGCCAAGGUGUUCUGCUAAUGACACCGAGGGGUCCUUAUCUCAGACCUCCCCCCCUCUCCAUUUUGCUUCAGGCAGGAUCUAUUUACAGAUGGUUUCUGCAUCCUAACGGUGCCCCCUAUUCUAAACCUGGGCCCCCUGAAACAAACUGUCCCAGAUUAGACAUCCUAGGUCACAGGAUCCAGCAAAUGUACUCUAGAAGCUCCCUCCUGGCCAUGCAACUGAUAUCUCAUGCUGAUCACAUUCUGUUUAUGUGACCUAUCCAUACACUUCCUUUCACACUCUCCUAUCAUAGAUCUAUGGUAUUGUAUACACACAAUGCUCUGUCUAAUGCUGUGUGACUUUGGACAAAAUCUUUUUUUUUUUUUAAUCCCUGAGUCUUGUAUGUAGGAGGGGCAUAAUAAAUGUUUAUUUUGAAUUGAGGUGAUUUCAAGUCACCCAACCUCUUUGAGGCCCAGGUUCCCUAUCUGAGGAAUGGGGAUAACUACAUGAAUUGCCUACCAAUGUUGCAUGUAAGGCAAUUUAUAAACGGGAAAGAUUGCACACACAUAUAGCUAUAUAGUAUAUUCCUAGUAUCUUAUAUGAAAUAAACUGUACCUUUCUGUUCUAGCUUCCUCCACUGUGACUGCCAGGGACUGAAUAAUAAUAAUAGAUAACGUUUAUGUAGCACUUACUUUGUGCCAGGCACUGUGUUAAGCCCUUUACAGUGAUGAUCUUAUUUGAUCCUCACCACCACCCUGGGAGGGAGGUACUAUUAUUAGCUACACGUUAAAGAUGAGGAAAGGAGAGAAUAAGUGACCAAGUACUCAGGGUCUUGUAGCUAGUAAGUAUCUGAAGCAGGACUCAAACUCAGCUCUUCCUGACCCAAAGUCUAGCAUUCUAUACUACUGUGUCACCUAGCUGCCCUAAGGUGGUGAAGGUUAGCCCUGGGGAGAGAGAAGGGCUGGAGUUAGAAAUGGAAGGAUGUCCAGUGGGGGCAGAGCUGAAGGCUAGCUGGCUGAUUAUGAGAGGGAUGUAGAGAGGAGCGCAACAGCCAUUCAUGAGUUGGCCCCUGACUGGCUUGGGUCAGGACUUCAGGGUCCUGCCCUUAGCUCUGCUGGACUUUGCCCCUGGGGCUGCCACAGGAAAGAAUGGGAGGAUGAGACUUUGGCCUGCCCUGGAACUUAGAGAGCUGCCCCUGCUGGGGCUGGGGAGGAAAGUCUUAGCUCCUAUGUGGUUAUCUGUACUGAAAAAGAGGGACUAAAUGCUUGUUUUUUCAGGAUUCGUGUGCCCUUCUCUUUAUCGGACCCAGCAAGGCCACUCUGCCCUACCACACAGAGACCAGAAGGAAAGACAGCCUCAUGCCUGAGCCUCGGACAGUGCCAUGGAUCUGACAAAGAUGGGCAUGAUCCAGUUGCAGAACCCCAGCCACCCCACGGGGCUGCUGUGCAAAGCCAACCAGAUGCGGUUGGCAGGGACCCUGUGUGACGUGGUCAUCAUGGUGGACAGUCAAGAGUUCCACGCUCACCGCACAGUCCUGGCCUGCACAAGCAAGAUGUUUGAGAUCCUCUUUCACCGAAACAGCCAGCACUACACCUUGGACUUUCUGUCGCCAAAGACCUUCCAGCAGAUCCUGGAAUAUGCCUACACGGCCACUCUCCAAGCCAAGGCGGAGGACCUGGAUGACCUGCUCUAUGCGGCCGAGAUCCUGGAGAUCGAGUACUUGGAAGAGCAGUGUCUGAAGAUCCUGGAGACCAUCCAGGCAUCGGACGACAAUGACACAGAGACCACCAUGGCAGACGGUGGCGCCGAGGAGGAGGAGGACCGAAAGGCGAGGUACCUCAAGAAUAUCUUUAUCUCAAAGCAUUCCAUCGAGGACAGCGGGUACGCCGGGGUGGCCGGGCAGCACCUCCCAGGAGCCUUGGCAGAGCAGAACCCCUCCGUGUCCACCUCUUUUGGCCUCGCGGCCAUGAGUCCCACCAAGGCCGCCGUGGACAGCCUGAUGAGCAUUGGGCAGUCUCUCCUCCAGGGAGCCCUGCAGCCCCCCGGGGUCCCCGACGAUUCCGGCCUGGCCAGCGUCGGGCGGCACCCUGGAGUGGCCGAGGUCAAGACCGAGAUGAUGCAGGUCGAUGAAGCUCCCGGGCAGGAUAGCCCAGGGGCAGCCGAGUCCAGUACCUCGGGCGGUGUCGGGGACAAGGCUGAGGAGAGGAGCAAGGAUGGCCCCGGGACGCCUACCAGGAGCAGCGUCAUCACCAGCGCUCGGGAGCUGCACUACGGCCGGGAGGAGAGUACCGAGCAGCCGUCGCUCCCCGCCGAAGCCAGCCAGGGCGCCCCUGGCCGGCCCGAGCACUCCGUGGCCUCGGCCGAGAAGCACCUGGGCAUCUAUUCUGUUCUUCCCAAUCACAAGGCGGACUCGGUGCUGAGCAUGCCAUCUUCCAUGACCUCGACCCUGCACAUGCAGCCGGCGGCCCUGGCUGUCUCCAUGGACUUUAGCACCUAUGGCGGGCUGUUGCCACAGGGCUUCAUCCAGAGGGAGCUCUUUAGCAAACUAGGCGAGUUGGCUGUGGGCAUGAAGACGGAGAACCGGGCCAUGGGGGAGCAGUGCAGCGUCUGUGGGGCUGAACUUCCAGAUAAUGAUGCUGUGGAACAGCACAGGAAGCUACACAGCGGGAUGAAGACGUAUGGGUGUGAGCUGUGUGGAAAGAGGUUCCUAGAUAGUUUACGACUGAGAAUGCACUUACUGGCUCAUUCAGCUGGUGCCAAAGCCUUCGUCUGUGAUCAGUGUGGUGCCCAGUUCUCCAAGGAAGAUGCGCUGGAGACACACCGACAAACACACACAGGCACUGACAUGGCUGUCUUCUGUCUACUGUGCGGGAAGCGCUUCCAGACUCAGAGCGCACUCCAGCAGCACAUGGAGGUCCACGCAGGUGUACGCAGCUACAUCUGCAGUGAGUGCAACCGCACCUUCCCCAGCCACACGGCUCUCAAGCGCCACCUUCGCUCACACACAGGUGACCACCCAUACGAAUGCGAGUUCUGUGGCAGCUGUUUCCGGGAUGAGAGUACGCUCAAGAGCCAUAAGCGUAUCCACACAGGGGAAAAACCCUAUGAGUGCAACGGCUGUGGAAAGAAGUUUAGCCUCAAGCACCAGUUGGAGACCCACUAUAGGGUGCAUACAGGUGAGAAGCCCUUUGAGUGCAAGCUCUGUCACCAGCGUUCCCGGGACUACUCAGCUAUGAUUAAACACCUGAGAACACACAAUGGAGCCUCCCCCUACCAGUGUACCAUCUGCACCGAAUACUGCCCCAGCCUCUCAUCCAUGCAGAAGCACAUGAAGGGCCACAAGCCUGAGGAGAUCCCACCUGACUGGAGGAUUGAGAAGACUUACCUCUACCUGUGUUAUGUGUGAAAGGGGCUGCCGGGGAGGAGGAAGAGGAGGAAAUGGAAGGUUUUAAGAGAGAGAGAGAGAGAGAGAUGAAAUCAUUGAAGGACUACACACACACACACACACACACACACACACACACACACACACACACACACACACACACACACGAGGGAAAGAAGAAAAAGAGGACUGGGUUUAUGACUAUAUUUGACCUUGAUGUCUAUACAAGAUUCUCUCUUGGGGCUCAUGCCAGGGGGCUAGACGCCCCAGGUCACCGGUGUGGCCCACUCUGGGACAGUCUAAGUACUUUUCAUGGGGGGCAGGGUGUGUGUUUUAUUCUGCUUUGUUGGUGUUUUUGUGUUCUUCCCUGUCACCCUUGCCUUGAAUCCUUCUUCCUUUGACCAGGAGCCAAGUUUAGUGGGAGUGGGAUACAUCUGAACAGAGCUAGGCAGGCUUAUUGAUCUCUACAUAACCACUGUCUUAACUCCCCUCAGACAGCGGUUGCUGGGUGGGAGGCUUCAAAUCUGGAGUUGGGGGUGUCAGGGGAGACAGUAUAGAUGGAUUUUGUCAUCUGCUGUAAAAUAACAAUGCUAGUUGGCUAGGGUCCUGCCGCUUCCCCCAGGCAACACAUAUUCAUUCUCUCUCUCUCUCUCUCUCUCUCUCUCUCUCUCUCUCUCUCUCUCUCUCUCUCUCUCUCUCUCUCUCUCUCUCCUCUCUCCUCUCUCCUCUCUCCUCUCUCCUCUCUCCUCUCUUCUCUGUCUCUGUCUCUCUCUCUCUCUCUGUCUCUCUCUCCUGCUCUCUUCUUUCUCUCCCUAUAUUUAGUAGUCCUUUAUUUUUGAUAGGAACUUGUCUCCUACCUUCUGGCCCACACUGCCAUGUCCAGGUUCCAGUACCCAAAGCCUCUAGAAGACCCCUUAUAUACCAAGACUUCCAUUGGUAAAAUGGCACCCUUUCUAUCCAGUGCUCUUUUAGGAACAAUUGUCUCUGACAUAGAGUUCAGGCCUUUCCCCACUCACUUCUCCACUUUGCUUCCUAAGAGCAAAAAAUAAAACAUCAGGCUACUCCAACCCCAAUCUGCCAUCACUUUAGCCCCUUGCCUCUAGAAAAGGGGGUGCAGGGGAGAAGGAAACAAGACACACAAAAUCUUACAACCAGUUUUUAUUGGGGAAGGGACACACAGCCCUGUUGAAGAACAAAUAUUAAGCACCUAUUAUGUGCAAGGCACAGUACUAGGCGCUAGAUAUAACAAAGAUAGAGACAAUGAUCCCUGCCUUCAAGGAGCUUACAGUCUAUACAGAAAGGGAAAUAUUUAGUGGACAUCCCUACUCCAUCCCUAAGCCUAAGGAGUCUCCACACCUGGAGGAGGAGGAUAGUGGGUGGGUCUUGUGGUCUCCUAGAUUUGCAGGAAGACAGAGGAACAGCUCUCUAGGCAUCUGUGGGAGCAGUUCCCAAGAUCCACCAGGAAGGACAAUACUGGGGUACAAAAGCCCUGGCCCCUCAUUGUUAGAUGAUCCUGGUCUGCUUCCCCUACCUGCUGCACCCCCAAAUCUGCCAAGGAAUAGAAGAGGAGGCUUUUUAGUCUCAAGUUGCAUUUUGCUUCUUUUCAUGGCCCCCUGCCCCCAUUCUCUUUCUCUCUGCGUUUAGCACAUUGUACUUGAAUUACCUCAGUUUUUUGUGACCUCAUGAGCUUUCCCCCCAUGUAUGUGUGGAUUUGUUUUUAUUGUGUGUGUGUGUUUUGUUUUUUUUUUUAGGGGCAGAAGGUGGUCUUUUUUCUUGUGUAAAGCUGUAAUUAUUUUUACAAACUUUGGCUGCGGAUCUUCCAUCUCCAUAGCACCUACAACUUAUCUCCUGCCCACCUUCCCCCCACCCCCAAGCCCCUGAAGGGGCCAAGGGAUGCAAUGCUCAGGAUGGGAGAGUAAAGGCCUAUUAACAUCAGGAGAGAGUGGGAGGACUCACAUGGGAGUCUCUGGGGGUUUAAAAUAGUCAACUCACCUACCGGCCUGGCCUUUAUGAGAAUGGCAGAGCUUCCAGAUGGUGAAACUGGGCCACCUGCAAGACCCAUCCACUUAAAUCAUGCCCCAGACUCUCUUAUAAAAGCCCAUCUUUCCACUACUUCAACUCAUUCAGGCUUCCAGGUCUGAAUUAUUCGGAUUAUUGUAGCUGUGUAGACACAGCCUCAUGUGUGCAUUAUCAUUACCAAAAUUGGUAUUUUUUUUCUGGGCCAGUCUGGUGGGAGACUUAGAUUUUGUUUUGGGGGGUUUGGUUUUGUUUCUUUUGUUUUUGGUUGGGGGAGGGAUUUUUUUUCUGAAAGCUACCUCUUAUGUUUGUUCAAUUCUUUCUGCUCCUUUCCCCAUCUUCCCCAUCUUGUUCUGCUUUCCUCACUCUCCCCCAAUUUUGAAAGCACAUUGGCAAUAUUUGUGUUUGCUUUGGGAUGAGCUGCUGUUUCAUCUCAGGCUUUAUUUGCAAUGGUUGUGUGUGUGUGUGUAUGUGUGUGUGUGCACGUGUGUAUGCACGCGUUUGUGUGUUAUGUGUCUUUCUCUGGGAAAGUUGUGGCUGCAUUUUAUCUAUGUUUUAAAGUGAUUUUUAAGGAAGAUGUAUGUGACGGGGAGGAUCAUGAAGAAUAAAGGGAAGUUGGAGGGAUGGAGUGCUGCUGUGAUCCCCCCAUCCCCCCUGCCUUUAUCCCUCCUACCACCCCAUUCAACCUCGUCCACCAAAUCUGAAGGCCUUAAAAACUAGGGGGACAGGAUUUGGAGGGUGGGGAGGAGUAAUCACAUGAUAAUACCAGUGGUCAGGGGCAGGGAGUAGAGACCAAGGGAGGAUGAUGUUUUGUAGUUAUUUUAAGAUUUAGUGUUUUCGGAAGGAAAAAUAAAAGAAGUUAAACUUGAAAAAUGUGACUAGGACAGAUGUUUGUUUAUAAUGUGAAAAGAGAGUGGUAUCAUUUUGGGGAGGGGCAGAUAAAUUUAUAAUGCACUAAAAGUUCCUCACCCCGGACCCCUCCCCUCUCCCUGGGAAGGGGGGGUACUAACUAGCCACUUGGUCUUACAGAUCCCAGAAAUGAAGAUUAAAAAAAAAAGAUAUCAGUUUUGUAGAGAAACAUUCAAUCUAUUCCGUAAGAUUAGCCUACUUUCCUCCUCUCCCCCCACCCCCAAUAUCUCUAAACCCUCCCCAUUCAACCUGGGUACCCCCUUCCCAGUUCAUAAAAGCUGAGAGGGUUGAGUUGAUAUUUACAAAGUGUAAUAUUUUUGUAAUAUUUGUUAAUUCCUUUGUCAGUUCUCAUAGAACCCUGCCCUUUCCUUUUGCAAUGUGAAUGGGGAAAAAGAAGAAAAAAAAUACCUGAAUGUGUGUGCGUGCUGCUGAAUGUGGGUGCUUUUUGUGUGUGCAGUUGUGUCUUGAAAUCAUGCAGUAUUGUAGUAAUUUGGUGUUGCAGAAUUGGAUGGUACUAAAUCAGAGCCAGCUGCCUCCCUGAUGCCCCCAGGGCUCUGCAAAUUCUGAGGGUUAGCCAGAAAGGGGUCAGAGUGAGCUGUGGGGUUUCACAAACAUGAUUGCAUAGGCCUGGCACUAUAUUCACCACCCAUGUAAACCCAGGCACAACUGGAGCUUGGAGGACAGUAGAAUCUAUUUCCUAAGUGUCCUAUUCUCUCCCAUUACCCUACAACUAAAAGGAAAAAAAAGAGAUCUGAAUUUGCCACUGCCUGGUUAGCUUUGAAGGUGGAAUGUAGGAGAAGCAGUAAGAAAUCACCAACUUCCCAUCUGUUUGUAGAACUAAAAGGACACAAACCUGGGCCUUUGAAUUUCAUAAGAGUGGAGGAGAAUUUAGGGCUAGGAUGGGGAAGAGAGUCUUGUCUCUCUUGCCAUUCAGUUCUCAAGAGUUUUAUUUUCUUUUUCCCACUAGUGCCCUCCCUCCCUUCCUCCUCUUUCUCCAGCUCUCCACCCUUUCUAUCCUCUCUUUCUCUCCCCCUACUUCCCUCCCUCCAUCCUUCCCUCUCUUUCCCUCUCCUCCUUCCCUCCCUCCUUCUUUCUCUUUUCUUCUCGUUCUCCUUCCUGCUCCCUACUCCACUCAACUUUGGUAUUGCUGACAGCCAGCCCCUGCUGGCUACUGCCUUACGCGUUGUAGUGAAGCUUUUCCAGUCAGAAAGCCAGAAAAGUUGUGAAAGAGUUCCCUCUAGCCUCACAGACUGUGAUUCUCUUGAUUCUCCUCAGUUACUUGUGGCAUUCCCCUCACAUUCAUGUGCUGCCUUUCCAUUUGCUCCCUUAAUCAUUUGAAGCAUUAAUAUCCUAUGUACAUAUAGGAUAGACAUAUAUAAAAUAUAUCUGUAUCUAACUAUAUGUGUACAUACAUAUAGAUAUCUAUAUAUAUGGAGAGAGAGAUAAAAAAAGUCAAACCCCUGCUGCUUUGUGUCGCCAAGGAUGUGGUAGUAAAAGUGGGGAAAUAAUUGUUGGGUAGCAAGGGGGCACAGUGGACUCCAUGAUUCAGUACAAUCCAAGGAUGUAACAUAGGCUUGUUUAAUCUUUGUGCCUGAACAGUUUUUUUUCAAUGUUUAGAAGAAAAGAAAAAAAAACUGCUGCAAUUCCUCACAAGUGUAUGGUACCUUUCUAGAACCCAUUGAUUGGUACAACCAGCUGCAGGGAUGUCCCAGGAGAGGGGAGGAGGACCAUGGGCUUGCUCCCUGUUUAGGGAGUGAGAAGUGGCCUUUGUUGAGCUCUAUCCUUGGGAAGAUUGGAACCAUGUUAUAAAGCCCUGAUGUAGGAGGAUCCAAAGGAACCAGGAUGUGAGUGAUCUGGGACAAAAAAAAUUUUUUUUAAACAAAUAAUUUUAGAAAAAGACCAAACUGUGCCCCAGAGGGAAAAGGUGUCAGAUCAGUUGGGAAUGUUGGGGUCUAUUUUCCCUGACCGAUUUUUGUCUCCCCAACUCCCUACUUCCUCCUUUCCUCCCUCCCUCCUGGACCUUCUACUGCCCUGAAGCUUCCAGGCACAGGGUGCCCAGUGGCAGAAGGGAGGCACUUAUAUCUGGAUAUUUCAGGAGAAAAAAACAACAAACAACACGCAAGGACAAACUCUGCUUUGGUGUGAAUGGUGGUGGUGAAGAAAUCUUGAGCGAGCCAGAAGAGGGGGAUAGAAGGAGAAACUGGAAGGUGGGAUGACGGGUAAGGGGGCAGGAAGAGAAUGGCUAAUAGGCCAGCUAGCAUGACACUGCCUCCCUCCCAGGCCACCCUGGGCCAUCCCACUGUGCAGACAGGGUACCAACCUCUUGGUGUCUAUCAUAGUGUUUGUUCACAUAGUGUUAUGCAUGAUCUUUUUAAGGUUAAGAAUCCAUGGUGGAACACCAUGGAAUCCUACCCAUAUAUAUAUAUAUAAAUAUAAAUAUAUAUGUAAAUUAUAGCACUGAGGGCCGCCGCCCUGCUGGACCAAGCAAAACUAAGCCUUUUGGUUUGGGUGUUUUUUGUUUUGUUCUGUUUUCAUUUUGUUGGGGUUUUUUUUGUUUUCGUUUUCAUGGCUUGUCUUAUGUCGCGACAGCACAAGUGCCAGUCCGAUUGCUCUGUAUUACAAAAUAGUGUUUUAAUUAAUUGAUGUUCUAGUUAAUGUCUACCUCAGCACCUCCUCUUAGCCUAAUUUUAGGAGGUUGCCCAAUUUUGUUUCUUCAAUUUUACUGGUUCCUUUUUUUUGUACAAAUCUGUCUUUCUCACCUCCCCUCUUUCUCCUCUUACCUCCUUUCCCUUCUCUAUCUCCCUCCUUCCUUCCUCCCCUUCCUCCCUUCCUUCCCUCCCUCCCUUCCUUCCCUUCUUCUCACCUGCCGCCUGCGUGCACCCCACCCCCCCACCCCCGCAGUCAGUCGUGUUUGCCAGUCCUCUCUGUCCUAGUACAGAAGCAGUUCGCGCUCGAAGUUGUGCGGUCCGGGUUGCAGCUUUCCGCAUCUGCCUUCGUUCCGUGUAGAUUGACGCGUUUCUUUGUAACUUCAGUGUUUCUGACAAGAGAAAAAAAAAGAAAAAAGAAAAAAAUGAAUUUACUGCUGCAGGUUUUUUUCUCUCUCCAUGUGUCACUAAGUGAAGUUUGUGCCUUCUAUAGCAAAGAGAAUAUUUUUUACAUCCUACUAACAGUAGAUUUUUUUGUAGUGAACAUUUUUUGUAUUUUUAUUUAUAAGUCUCAUAAGAAAAAUAGCAAUGUUCAGUUGUAUACCUUGAAUCUGCAGUUAGAAAAAGAAUAAAGUUAAUUCAGUUGUCUCUGG
Monodelphis domestica (gray short-tailed opossum) is the source of this 9861-nucleotide messenger RNA. Lineage: Eukaryota; Metazoa; Chordata; Mammalia; Didelphimorphia; Didelphidae. The record is from RefSeq and is a predicted model, not a curated record.